Messenger RNA from Prionailurus viverrinus (fishing cat), 1570 nucleotides. Its product is annotated as atherin-like. The record is from RefSeq and is a predicted model, not a curated record. The coding region runs from base 1 to 750 and encodes 249 amino acids. The transcript is spliced from 4 exons. NCBI's taxonomy places the organism in Eukaryota, Metazoa, Chordata, Mammalia, Carnivora, Felidae.
AUGGGCGCUGGGGGCGGCGGUGGCUGUCGAGUGCGGGCCCGCGACCAGGAACAGCUCCCCGGGCGGGCGCGCCGGCGUCGGACUUCGGAGGCGGCGGCUUCUGCCUCUGGUGCCGCCGCCGCCGGAGCUGCGGCUGCCGCGGAAGUUAAUUGGGGAAGGGGCCGGCGGGAGCUGCUCUCCGCUCGGCGGUCGCCGCGCCCGCAGUCUGGAGGCGCACCGGAGCGGCCGGGGCGCCCCCCGCGGGAGCCCAGAGCCCCCCGGGGCGCGCAUCCAGCCGCGGCUCCUUCGGCCGGGCACGCCGCGCCCGGGGGCUCCGCGGACCCCGCGUCGCCGCCGCUCCCGAGCUUGUGCGACGCGGGCUGGUCGGCGGGGCGGCGAGGGCCCGGCCCGCCUCCCCAGCGCCCGCCCCGGCUUCUCCCCCUGGCGGUGGAGCCUCAGCGGCCGCCGGCUACACUGAGCGCGCCGGAGCCCGAGCCGAGCCGAGCCCGAGCCGCCGCCGCCGCCGCCGCCGCCGCCACUGCCGCGCGCCGCUCCCAGGCUCCCUCCCAGCGCGCCGGCCGGGGUGUGGGGGGCGGCGGGCCGGAGGGACGAGGGCGGGCGAGAGGCGCGCGCUGGGAUUGGCGCCGAAGACCGGACCCUCAGCCGCUAGGGGACAUUGCACGUGUCUGCUCUUGUAAGACUUUGGCUGCAGAACCCAAGUGUGAACCCUGCUCGGGGUCUGGAGAAGAUCAAAGGGGAGCCUGCAUGUGAGAUCUCUUUGGAAACCCUGAAGCACUCUGUGAAUCAAAAGGGUAAAUUUUUUCUCUCUUCCCUUGUACCAUAAACGCCAUGAGAAUGUUUGACAGGGCCUGUUAUGUGGGUCUUUAAAAAUUUUUGAAGUAUAUAUAUAAAAAAAUCACACUGUAAACCUUAAAUAUUUGCCAUUUUUAUUUGCCAACUAAACAUCAGUAAAGAGGGCUAAGUUUUUUUUUUUUAAUUUUUUUAACAUUUAUUUAUUUUUGAGACAGAGAGAGACAGAGGGUGAAGAGGGGAGGGUCAGAGAGAGAGGGAGACACAGAAUCCGAAACAGGCUCCAGGCUCUGAGCUGUCAGCACAGAGCCUGACGCGGGGCUCGAACUCACGGACCUUGAGAUCAUGACCUGAGCUGAAGUCGGACGCUUAAUCGACUGAGCCACCCAGGCGCCCCAAGAGGGCUAAGUUUUGAUGAAACAAUGAACCACUGAUGGAAUGAAAGAAUCCGUGAAUGUUAUGCACUGAAUGUCUGUGCCCCACCCCACCCCCCAACCUCAUAUGUUGGAAUCCCAACCCCCAAUGUGAUAGUGUGAGAGGUGGGGCCUUUGGGAGGCAAUUAGGUUUAUAUGAGGUCAUGAGGGUGGAGCUCAAGUUAGUGCCUUUACAAGAAGGGGAGAUACCAGCAUUUCCUCUCCACCACAUGAUGACACAGUGAGAAGGCAGCCAUCUUCAAGCCAAGAAGAGGGCCCCCACCAAGAACUGAAUGUACUUGUGCCUUGAUCUUGGACCUCCCAGCCUCCAGAGCUGUGAAAAAAUAAACAUCUGCUGUUUAAGCCGC